UUAUGCCGCCGUCCGGUCGGAUACGGUUCGCUUGGCUAGCACUGAGAGUUUGUAGACGCUCCCUCGUCGCCUCACCUCUACUCUUUUGUAUCGAUUCUCUUCUCCCGCAAAGUGCGCGCCUGCGCCGCUGCUGCUGCCGAACAGAGCCUCGGCAACCUCGGCUGCAUCCUCCAGACAGCCCCCCUCAGAGGCACCAGCUAUCCAUCCAUCCAUACAAACACCAGGCGAGGAAAGGAGGGGGAGGUGGAGGAGAAGGAGGGGGUUCGCAGACUGGGGGAAGUUCACAACUCGACCGCCGGACAGAGAGCCUUUGGAGCGCAGCCUGCACUGCAACCAUGGAAAGAAAGCGUCCUGGUAUGCCUUCUGGUGCUCGGAUGCCCCAUCAAGGGGCUCCCAUGGGCCCUCCUGGUCCACCAUAUGGGGGCAGCCCUUCAGUGCGGCCUGGAAUGCCAAACACUGUAAUGGAGCCCACUAGGAAAAGACCUGCAGCAUCUCAGCAAGUUCAGCAACAACAACAGCAGCAAGCAGCACAGAAUCGCGCUAGAAAUGCCAAGAGGAGGAAAAUGGCAGACAAGAUUCUCCCUCAGAGGAUACGGGAGCUAGUUCCAGAGUCCCAGGCCUACAUGGAUUUGCUAGCAUUUGAGAGAAAACUUGACCAAACCAUCAUGAGGAAAAGAGUGGAUAUUCAAGAAGCAUUAAAGAGGCCAAUGAAGCAAAAGCGCAAGUUGAGGCUGUACAUUUCCAACACAUUCAACCCUGCAAAGCCAGACACAGAUGACUCAGAUGGCAGCAUUGCAUCUUGGGAACUCAGAGUUGAAGGAAAACUGCUGGAUGAUCCUGGUAAACAGAAAAGAAAGUUCUCAUCUUUCUUCAAGAGCCUGGUGAUUGAGUUAGACAAGGAUUUGUAUGGUCCUGACAACCACUUGGUUGAGUGGCAUCGAACUCCAACUACGCAAGAGACAGAUGGCUUUCAAGUGAAAAGGCCAGGUGAUGUGAGUGUGCGGUGCACUCUGCUGCUAAUGCUGGAUUACCAGCCACCACAGUUCAAAUUGGACCCUAGACUUGCACGGCUGCUAGGCAUUCACACCCAGACCCGAUCUGUUAUUAUCCAAGCUCUCUGGCAGUACAUCAAAACUAAUAAGCUUCAAGAUUCUCAUGACAAGGAGUACAUUAACUGUGACAAAUACUUCCAGCAGAUCUUUGACUGCCCACGGCUUAAGUUUUCUGAAAUCCCACAACGCCUCACCAACCUGCUGUUACCACCAGACCCAAUAGUCAUUAACCAUGUCAUCAGUGUGGAUCCCAACGACCAGAAAAAAACAGCUUGCUAUGAUAUUGAUGUGGAGGUUGAAGAUCCUCUCAAAAGUCAGAUGAGCAGCUUCCUUCUUUCUACAGCCAAUCAGCAGGAAAUUGCAGCAUUAGAUAAUAAGAUCCAUGAGACAAUUGAAUCCAUCAAUCAGCUGAAGAUCCAGAGAGAUUUCAUGUUAAGCUUCUCUAAGGACCCUAAAGGAUACAUUCAGGACUGGCUGCAGUCUCAGAGCAGAGACCUUAAGGUAAUGACAGAUGUGGUGGGAAACCCUGAGGAGGAGAGGCGAGCUGCUUUCUACUAUGAGCCAUGGUCCCAGGAGGCUGUUAGUCGAUACUUUUACUGCAAGAUUCAGCAGCGCAGGCAGGAACUGGAGCAGGCCCUGGCCGUGCGUAACACUUAAAAUACCACUGAUGGCGGACCUCCACUCCUGCUUACCUCCAUCGGUAGUACAGCACACAUCCUUUGAGUUAGCAGUCAUCUUCUGGGAGUUGGAUCUUUGAUUCUCCACGACUUCAUUGGAACCUCUGACUGUCACAUCAUUAGUAUAACAUGAAGUUUGAAUCAACUUGAUUUUUUAUAAAUGCUAUUCUUAUGUGCUAAGAAUGCAAAAAUGACACACACAUAUAAUACAAUGCCAACACAUGAAAACUCUUAUUUAUGUGAAUUCCAUUCCAGUACACAGUGUGAAAUUACAGUAUAGUAGACUUGUUUAUUAAACAUGUAUUCACACAGAUAAAGUAAAUUUUAAAAAAUCCAAAAUCACACACACCCAGCAAAGCUGUGCUUCAUCCCAGUUAAAGCUUCAGUAUGUUUUCCAGUUUCACUGGCGUAGAGUGGCCACAUGCCUGUCUUUUGAACUCUUGGAGUGCAUGUUACGUGGCAGCUCUGAUUGACACAUGAUGGCCGUAGUGCUGCAGAAGUCGUGCAUUUUACUUUAGCUACUACCUACCAUCUGUUGUGACAGAUUUCACAUCUAGAAGCUUUACUGGUUUGCUCCACAAAUUGUUCUGAGGGUCUUGAAUCUUAAGGGAAACGAGCCUCAGUCAGCAGCAUGAGUGAUGUCGAUCGGUAAAGCCAGGAUUUUUAUACUGUACAUACGUCAUGCUGAUUUCUACUAGUAUUAUAUGUUGAACCACGUUCCCAUUUUACAGUUUUAUUAAGCAGGAUGUCAUUGUGUAGGUUUCAGCCUCUUUUUUUUUUGCUACUUCAGCUUCUAACCAUAGCAGAAAAAUAUUGCUGGCCUCUUCAAAGUACUGUAGCUUUCUCCACUCUUUCUAAUGCUGCCUUCCUUUUAUCAUAGAUGGCGUAUAAACAAGAGUGCAAAUACACUUGCAGCUGCUGGCCACAAGAUGGAGGUCGCCUAUACCUUGUUAAUUAAAAACUAAGCUACUGUAGACUUCUCAGAAGUCAAGAAAGCUCUUCAGUUGUUCCAAAUGUAUGAGCCUUGCAGAGCUUUGGCAAGGAGUGAGACAGGCACCAUAAAUGUCAAACCCACAUUUGUUUCUCUUUCCUUAGUUGUACGACUUUAGCAAAUUGUUUACUUUGGACUUUGCUAAUACUCGUCAUACACGUCUUUGUUCAUUUUGCCAUUUUCUAGAUUUCUUAAAUUGAACAUAAUCCAUUAAGGCACAAUUCCCUGUGCCCGUUUGUCUGAUUUUUCACUCUGCUACAUUUGUUAGGUGGUCCCAGUCUCUAAGAUCUGACUGCCAACAGGGGACGCUCAGAGUAGGAGCUGCUUGAUACCAUCAUGUGAUUAGCGGCACUGCUGGCUAACAUUUAGAGUUCCGGUAAUGUGAUCAGUAAAGUCUCCUCCUGUGCAGCAUCACAGCCAACAAAUGUGUGCUUUAACAAAACAAUCUUCAAUUAAAAUAUCAUUUUUUAAAUAUAGUUCUCAUACAGCAAAAAAAAGCCAAAUACCACCAUCCGCAGGUGCUUUACAGGUGCCAUUCCUGUUACUUUUUAAAGCAAAUUAACUGUUUGUUCAUGAGAUUAAAAGCAUGUUAACAAAAAAGGACAUUUUAUAUUCAUUAAGGAGACUGCAAAUAAAUGUUUUGUAAAAUACUGUAAUUCCAGUUGUGUUGCUGCUGGGCUAACCGCAGUGUAGCGUUUGCAUUGGUUUGCCUUUGGCCCUUUCAUUUCCUCCUUACUGUCAAGUUAAAUGAAGACCCCAAAGUGCUGUGUGUGAUAAGGGGUCCUCUGCAAGACUGCUGUAGGCAAGAAAGGUGGUAGCACCCAGGACCCUCACUGCAAGCAGCAGGGAAUGGCAAAUGGAUGAAAUGAAAAGGUCUGGGAGGAGAUGGGUAGUGAAUAGUUAUAAAUUGGGUUUUCUUAAUGUUUUCUUUUGAUAUGCUGCAAUUAUGAUUUACCCUUUUCUUUUAAUAAUAAUUUUCCAAAAAGAUCUUUCUGUGUGUACUGUCUGUAGGUGACUAUCCCGAAACUGUCAAAUGCACUGUGUCCUCGAUGGGACAAUUUGCAAGAAUACUGCCCUUUCAAGAUGGACAGUGUGCUUACUCGGAGUUCUUUUCUUGUGUUCUUGCCGAUUGUACAGGUGACAUUUUGAAGAAACUGUCAAGUGCAGUACUGCCUAACUUGCCAAAGAUUUUAAUACAUGCAAAAAAAAAAAAAAAUUGAGCAGCAUAUUUAAAUUUGUGUCUUUAAAUCUGGAGCCGAGGGCCAGCGUAAUUCAUCUGCACACAGAGGUGGGCUCGCUCGUCGCUCACAGCAGUCUUAGCUCAGUAGUCGACGUGCCGAGGUUUCCACUGUUCAAUGGGGCUUUUCAGACAAAAUUUUAAGAGCGCUCGCUUUAUAGUUGUCGUUUUUUUUUUUUUUUAUUAUUAUUAUUAUUAUUUAAAGGAGACUUUUCUUGUUAUUAUCUGAAGUUGCCCUGCUUGGUCUAAUAAUUAUGAGAAAUGAAGGAUUAUGCCCCUUUUAAAGUGGGUUAGUGCAGAGCAUACGCUGUACACGCACUCAAGGGGAGAAGAGCGAGCUGCGCUGUAGGAUAGCCAUCGCCGUGCAGUGGUCCUGCUUUGGAAGGCCACCAUCACUGCAUCUUGUGUAUUUCUGGGUCUGUCGUUGUCGUGUCCGAGUUUGUAUAAUGAUCCAUUUGAUGGUUUUCUUAAAAAGAUGUUAUUUUGGAUGUUUGCCAUGUUACGUGUUUAACACUUCUUAUCAAACAUAAAUGAAAAAUUCUGCCUUGUUGUUAAAAAAAAAAAAAAAAGUUUAUCCUUCCAGUGCCCGUGUUUGUACAGGUUCCAGCUGGCAUUAGUGGGCACUUUUCUGUUAAAGAUCAACGUUUUCGUGCUUGUUGUAAUGUUAAUUCUAACCCAGUCAUUGUGUAAACUAACUGUACUGCUAACAGACGACGUGUAAUUUCUGUUUUAUGCCCACAUUCACAGUGUAGAAUGCCGAGGGGUUACAAAUAGUAACGUGACCAGCAACUUGGCAAAAAACACCUUUCUAGUUCAGCUUUGGUGUAAUUAAAUCCUGGCACACACCUAGUGGUCUACUUACAGAAAUUGCUGAAAAGUUGAGGCAAAUGAGACAGAGGAGCAGAUCUUGUUGAAUUUUGCACCUUUCCCUACCAUAUAGCAUGUUGAGUAAAAGUAGGCUGGCGGUCAGAAAAUGACUGCUGUCUGCUGCUGUGGACGCCUGCUGCUCACCAUGGCACACAUAGGCUGCAAGUCCUUAACAGAGUGAUGCUCUUCCCGCCUGAGCACUUACAAAGAUAUACAAACUGGCUGACAGGCUUCUUUUUAGAUGUUUCAGUAUAUUUGUUGUAUUUUGAAUCCAGCCCUGUGGCAUGCAGCAUUUUGCUUCUUAGCUCAGGUGUUCCCAUACUGGCAGGGUGGAGUCGACAUGUGAUGGAGGACACAACUGGGCCUUACUUUACCAGGGCCCUGAUCGGCCAUACAGCUUUGGUAAGCGCGCAUUGCCAGUGUGGCACGAAUCAGCAGUCGCCUUUUGAGAAUCUGUGCAGAAAUCAGCUGUGCAUUUGUCAAAUUAUUAUGAAGGCAACUCCACUAAUAAAGUGACAGCAACAUUCUGACAGCACUCCAGAAGGUGCCCACUCUCAAAAUGUGCUUUCUAAGUAGGCCUCAGACUGAACAAAUGAACACCACGCGUGGGUACGUUCUCCAGAAUAUAAUUUCUGCUCCAUGUGCCUUUUGUCUCAUUGGAUGGUGGAAGUGACUGGACUUGGCCACCCUGCUUGCCAAGCCAUAGGUUUGGCCUUUGCACCACCCAGGAUUGGAGAGCCGAUGUGAACGGCUUUUGUUCCUUGGUGCCGUUUCCACAAAGUUUGCUGUCUGAAGUAGUUGUGCUGUAUGAAUGAGGUCUUUUUGCACGAUCAUUGCCAUGUGUUUGGCUUAGUCUAAUGUGGUCUUCAGUUUCUUUGCGUCUCUUGUCAGGUUCAUCGCCUGAAAGUCUCACCCUGUUCACACUUAGCUGCCCUUUAUGCCAAACUGCUCCAGUGUGGUUGUUGCAUGUGACGGGCUUCUUUUAGGCCUGGCCACUACAAUCCCGAAGAGAGCUGCACUUCCCGUUAUGACGUCACUUGCUGUUAUCGUGCUUUGUGUGCGCUCAUCAGUUCAAAUGGAGUCAAGUUUCUGUAGCGGUAGUGCUGAGACUACACAUAAUGAUUCUGCACAAACGGCCUUUUCAGGUCAGUGUGUGCCACCCUGGGUAAUCCACAGUUAAUGUACCAGCCUAUGAGGAGGCAAUGUAGCUGUGGGCAUCUUGUUCCGUCAUAACCCAAGGAGACAAAAGGCAGCAAUUGGGCAUUUAGAUGAAUAAGCCAACCAGUUGCAUUUUAUGUUCCUAUCCGUUUGUUAGGCGGGUGCUCGGGCUGGUGAGGUGGGACACUCUGCUUACGUUUCCAUGUCAGAGAGUGCAGAGGAUGAGAAGACUCUCUGUGUUCUUGUGCUCCAUACUAAGUGGCAUGUGCCAGAGAACAAAGCUUUACCAUAAAAUGGAGAAAAUAAAAAAAGAUGAGAUGAAAAGUAGUGUUCGUUUAGGUGCAGUUUCUCAUUCUGUGCCCAGUGCACCAUCUGGCUACAAAGACUUCUGCGUAUCAGAUGGACAUUCCUUGCAAAGAAGCAAAAUCCCUUUCUUAACAAAGCAUAUUAAUGCAAGCAUUUUAAACAUUAACCUGAAACCAUCACCAAUCCUUAAAAUAAAAAAAAUCUAAGUUACCAGAAACUUGGAGCGUAGGCCCUUCGACUUCAGUAAAUAAAAUAAUAAUCUGUGCAGUAAAGUAAUUCAUGUGGAAACAAACCUGUGAUCAAAUAUUUAUGUGAUAAAUACGUAAAUCAUGAAUUAGUACUUUUCUGAAACAUAACUGCACCACAGUUUUCAAUUCUGUAAAUCUAGAAACUCUGCUUCUCCAUGAUGAAAUGUGAAAGGAAUACAUGAUUUAAAAAAAAAAUUGAAUUAAAUUUGAAAUUGUCCAGGAGAGAGACAGACUUUUUUUGGUAUACACAAAUAUUCAUGUCAUGUGCCGUAAAAGCCCCCUGACUGUCAUUUAUUGUCGGCCUUAAAGGAUUUCAGUUUGCUAACAAAAGUUCUGCGGUGGUCCGCGCGCCCCACGCCAGUCCUGUCUCAUCGAGUCUUCAGGUUGCUCCUAUCCAAUCACAAGUCGUGUUUCUUUUGUAAGCCAUUGAAAUUAUUUUAGUUACAAAGCACCCCUUGAUGCUCCAUAUCUUUAACAUUCCCAGCUCACACACUCGUCAGAUUCAGAAAGUUCAGCACCUCUUUGUGUUCGCUGACAGUUCUGAGGCGCUCACCUUUCUGAUCUGCCAGUCGUGUUAGUUAAGGUUGUCUUUUAAAAAUAGGACAAUGAUGGCAGUCCAUCCACAGUUUUACUUAAACUUUACAAUUUCAACAUUGCAAAAGGAAAUUUUGUUUUGUAAAAAAGUUAAAUUGUACGUUUCAGCUGGAUCUUGUUUUGAAUUCAUGUGCCACAUAAAAAAAAAUAUAUAACCAACCUUUAGUUACAGUAAGUUACAAAAACUUCUCCUUUGUAAGCUCAAACAUAUUUAAGUGCUUGAUAAUUGCAAAAAAAAAAAAAAAAUGAACGACACGCACAAAGUGGAAGUGUUGAGUAGCUGGCUGUUGAAGUGUUACAGAAGCAAAGGACAAACGUUUAGUAAGCAGUAUUAAGAGUGACCUAGGAAGCCUCUUAUAUUUUGUUUUCUUUUUAUUGUCUUUAUACAAAAAGUGUGUUAUUGUUGAAGAACUGAUUGCGUCCUGAUAGUUGUACAAAAUAAAACUUUUCAAGACUGACACCAUCCUGGCACUUGCUGUGUGGUUCUUGUGUCUCAGCCUGACUGUGGUCCACGUCCUCCAAACACGUCCAUCAUGAAUUCACAUCAAUGUCAAUGGAACUGGCAAACUGGGUGAAAAAAAUGCAAAGAAACCUUUCUGUUCGGCACACUACAACCAUAUUCUAAAAAACUUCAUUUGUAUUAGGAGUCUUUGUAAAACAACACACAUUUACUGUACAAAGUGCAUGUGACAUGCUGAGCGACUCCUAAGUUACUGCAUCUCCUCGUAAGCAGCACACACUGCCACCAGUUUGAUCAUUUGAAACUCAAGUCAGCAAAGUUUGCAGCUUUCAUAAUUUAAAAAUGGGCAUGAGAUGGUCACACUGUAAUGCCCACCCUUCUAGGGGUCCAUGGAGGUGUGCCUGCACAUCAGAGCAGGGUGUCCCCUCCAUUAGAGUGGCACCAUUGCUAGAGAAAAGAAAAACUGGCAGCCAAAAAAAAAAAA
Messenger RNA from Polypterus senegalus (gray bichir), 8074 nucleotides. RefSeq names its product SWI/SNF related, matrix associated, actin dependent regulator of chromatin, subfamily d, member 3a (gene smarcd3a). The coding region runs from base 3 to 1709 and encodes 568 amino acids. Gene Ontology annotation, biological process: regulation of transcription by RNA polymerase II. The transcript has 13 exons. Gene Ontology annotation, cellular component: SWI/SNF complex; nucleus. The record is from RefSeq and is a predicted model, not a curated record. Lineage: Eukaryota; Metazoa; Chordata; Cladistia; Polypteriformes; Polypteridae.